AUGGAGAGGAACAGGGGAACGCAGAGAGGAGAUACCGGAAAGAUGGAUAAACCGGCAUCAUCUUCAAGCCAAGAUGUCGGCAAAGAUACCAACGAUGCGGCAAAUAUUGAUGGAUUAGCUACACGCUUCAAGAUGGCAAUUUCGAGUUACCAUCUGUUGACCAUCAUCACCAUGGCAGCGGUUGCCUUGGUAGCCGCAGGAGCUGUUAUCACCAUGGCUGGUGUCGUCAUGUACCUUACUGUCACACCGAACAGGCAGGCUGACAUAAACGUGGUGCAGGCUGCCAGUCAUAACGUUGUGACAGCAACACUGCCACAGAUGACAACCACCCUGUCAUGGAUGACAACCACCCUGCCGCAGAUGACAACCACCCUGCAACAGGUGACAACCACACUGCCACAGGUGACAACCACACUGCCAUGGAUGACAACCACCCUGCAACAGGUGACAACCACACUGCCUUGGGUGACAACAUCAUCGCAGUGCUCAAAGCUGACACCUCCAACAAACGGUGCCGUGACUGGCUCCAACUCCUACAGAGACGUGACCAUCUUCACCUGUAACCCAGGAUACAAGCUGGUCGGUACUUCUACACGUACCUGUCAGUCUGACGGGACUUGGAGUGGAGGGUCUCCAGCAUGCAAAAUUGUACAAUGCCCGACACUAAAACCUUCAGUCAAUGUCAUCAUGGAAGGGACCAAGUCCUACCGGGGAGUGACAUACUUCAGCUGUACCCGCGGACACUCUGUUGUAGGUGCGAAAAGCAUCAAGUGCCGGGCAGACGCUGUACAAUGUACCAGACUGACACCCCCAAGAAACGGUGCCGUGAGCGUCUACAACUCCUACGGAGACGUGGCCACCUUCACCUGUAACCCAGGAUACAAGCUGGUCGGUACUUCUACACGUACCUGUCAGUCUGACGGGACUUGGAGUGGAGGAUCAUCAACAUGCAGAGGUUCACAGUGCACUGGAACUAGAUGA
Branchiostoma floridae (Florida lancelet) is the source of this 981-nucleotide messenger RNA. Its product is annotated as sushi, von Willebrand factor type A, EGF and pentraxin domain-containing protein 1-like. The transcript has 6 exons. The coding region runs from base 1 to 981 and encodes 326 amino acids. NCBI's taxonomy places the organism in Eukaryota, Metazoa, Chordata, Leptocardii, Amphioxiformes, Branchiostomatidae. The record is from RefSeq and is a predicted model, not a curated record.